GUCAGCUGAUCCUGAAAGGUUUUGUGGUGCUUCUCUGCUGUGCAUCUAAAAGCACCUUGGAAACAUUCAAAACAUCAUUUCAUUAAAAAGCGGCCUGAUAAUACUGAAAACCAGACAUUUGUCUUUCGCAGGUUUAGAAAGCAUCUUAUUCAGAGAAAUUUUACAUUGCUGCGGGUUUGUUCUGCAUUGCUUGUGCAACACACGGUGUUUGGAUGUACAUGCCAGCCAGUGACGCCGGAGCGGCUAGCUUGAAAGCGACCAUGUCAGAGAAGGACGUGAGGCAAGAGGCGACACUGGGUGCGUACUCCCCAGUCGAUUACAUGAGCAUCACAAGCUUCCCCCGCCUGCCCGAGGACGAUGCGGCCUCUGCGGAGAACAACCUCCGGUCUCGUAAAGAUGAGGAUGCCUUCCUCAGCGAGCAGGAUACUGAUCCAGACCUGUUCCUCAAGUCUGCCCGGCUGCAGCGCCUGCCCUCAUCGGAGCUGGGCAGUCAGGACGUGUCCCCCCUGCGGGAGACGCACCGGGACCCGCUGGCGGGGGACUGCAGCUGCCAGCAUGACGGACUCACCAUCAUCAUCACCGCCUGUCUGACGUUCGCCACCGGGGUCACCGUGGCUCUCAUCAUGCAGAUCUACUUCGGGGACCCUCAGAUCUUUACCCAGGGGGCCGUGGUGUCCGAUGUGGGACGCUGCUCCUCACUGGGGGUGGAGGUGCUGAAGAGGCAGGGCUCCUCUGUGGACGCAGCAAUUGCUGCAGCGUUGUGUACCGGAAUCAUCAACCCACACGCCUCAGGCAUUGGAGGCGGUGGAUUGAUGCUGGUUCACGACAUCCGAAACAACAAAAGCCGUGUGAUUGACUUCCGGGAGACAGCACCCUCUGCCAUCCAGGAGGAGAUGUUUCAGCUGAACCUGGAGGAAAAACCAGGUCUGUUGGUGGGUGUGCCGGGCAUGCUCAGAGGGAUGCACCAAGCGCAUCAGCUGUAUGGAAAAAUGCCCUGGGUCGAGAUUCUAUCCCUGACAGCAGAAGUUGCUCGAAGUGGAUUUAACGUCACUCAUGAUCUAGCUGAAGCAGUCUCUAAAAUGAAGGAGCAGAAUGUGUCAGACUCUUUCCGGGAGAUCUUUAUGCCAGACGGACAGCGUCUGCUUCCUGGCUUGCUCAUGAGGCGCUUGGACCUGGCGGACAUCUUGGAUUCAGUUGGAACCGAAGGAGUGGCCGCGUUUUACAGCAGUAAUCUCACACAGGAAAUGGUAGCCGAGGCACGUGAAAGAGGAGGAGUCCUGCAAGAGGAGGAUUUCAGUAACUACAGCGUGGUCAUUGAGAAGCCGCUGGAGGGUGUUUACCAGGGUCACCAGAUCCUGGCCCCUCCUCCCCCCCACGCUGGUGCUGCCUUAAUUGCAGCCCUCAAUAUCUUGGAGGGCUUCAACAUCACCAGCCAGGUCCUCAGAAACAGCACCUACCACUGGAUAGCAGAGUCCCUGAAGAUUGCUUUAGCCCUGGCAAGCAACCUGGGAGACCCGAUCUUUGAUACAACAGUUUUGAAUGCAGUGCAGGAAAUGUUAAAUAAAUCAGAGGCUGGAUUACUACGCCAGAGUAUCAGUGAUUCCCAGGCCUUCCCUCCUGGGCACUACACCACCUUCUAUUCCCAGGAGCCGGGGCCCUCCAGCAGCCAGGUUGUGGUCAUGGGACCGGACGACUUUACUGUCUCAGUUACGAGCUCCCUGAACCGUCCAUUUGGCAGCGGGAUUUUAACUUCUUCUGGGAUUCUCCUAAACAGCCAGAUGCUUGACUUCUCCUGGCAAAACAAAACUGAGAACUCCGUGCCCCCUUCGCCGCGGAACAGCAUCCAGCCAGGGAAGAGGCCUGUGUCCUUCCUCCUCCCUACGGUGGUGCGGCCGACCCACGGCCUGUGUGGGACCUACCUUACCCUGGGGGCCUCCAACGGGGAACGAGCCCUCAGUAGCAUUGCCCAGGUUUUGUUAAACGUCUUGUCUUUCCACAAGAACCUGAGCGAAAGCUUGUCUCUAGGAAGGCUCCACCCGCAGCUGGAGCCCAGCAUCGUUCAAGUGGACAAUGAAUUUCUACAGGAAGAUAUUGGGUUCUUAGAGGCCAAGGGUCACGAUGUGAAGAGGGUGGAAGUGCUGUCAUUGGUCGAGGGCACCAGGAGAACAAAUGACCUCAUCAUAGGAGUCAAAGAUCCGCGGAGUGAGGAUGCGACCGUUGCCACGACAUCCUAGCAAGGCGGGGAAUGCGGGCGAGGGGAGUAAGCACUAUCCGGAUCGGGGGUGGAUGGGUUGAUCUUAUUUAUUGUGAACAGCUGUACACAUUUCUGUAUUUAAUGUAACUUGUCUACACAACCUGCAUUACAAAGGCAUGUCACACACCAAUAUAAAGUCUUGUGUAGUCUGAGCACUCGCUGAGCUGUAAAUACCACUGGAAAUAAACUAGACUCUGCCGACCCCCAGUAGUGUGGCAUAAUCCAAAUACUGCUAGAAUCAGGAUGUAAUGAUGUGAACAUAGAGCUGCUAAACCAACCAUAUUUAAACAUGAACAUCGCAGUGUUUGGAAUGUGAUGAACACAGGAAGGGUUUUUUUUUUUUUUUUUUUUUUUUUUUUUGGCAGAUCAGUGUCUUUUCCUGCUUUUAUAUUCUGUCC
Messenger RNA from Polyodon spathula (Mississippi paddlefish), 2652 nucleotides. RefSeq names its product glutathione hydrolase 7-like. NCBI's taxonomy places the organism in Eukaryota, Metazoa, Chordata, Actinopteri, Acipenseriformes, Polyodontidae. Bases 213 to 2234 code for a protein of 673 amino acids. The record is from RefSeq and is a predicted model, not a curated record. The transcript has 16 exons. Gene Ontology annotation, cellular component: plasma membrane. Gene Ontology annotation, molecular function: glutathione gamma-glutamate hydrolase. Gene Ontology annotation, biological process: glutathione catabolic process.